Symbiodinium sp. CCMP2456 is the source of this 881-nucleotide messenger RNA. The record is from the annotation of a GenBank genome assembly. Lineage: Eukaryota; Dinophyceae; Suessiales; Symbiodiniaceae.
GAGCCGUGGUCUGGCCUUCCCUGGCGGAGUCCUGGGACGAGGCCGAGCUUCCCCUGGGGAAGUGGACAGCUACUGCCCUUGGGUCCGAAUCAGCUGUGGACCCUGAAGGACCCCCGCCGGAGGUGAUGGAGCAGACGGAGCGGACCGCCCGAUGGGCAGACCUUGGCGACACCGUUUCCGAGGAGCCAGCUGAACCAGAUGGUGCUCAAGAUGCGGAAGCUGACCUCGACGACGAGCUCAACGACGACGAGAAGGCCGAGGUCCGCCGCAUCGAGAAGGAGUGCACCGACCUGGAGAAGCAGCUCCGCGGGUUAACGGCCACCCAACAGCGCGCUUUCUUGGAACGCUUGGCCGAUAAUAGUGUCCCAGUGGUCGGGGGGCUCCUCGCGGAUACUUUAACGCGCACCGCUCGGCUUCGUGACCGUGGCCAAGCCGUCCCCACACAGGCGAUCCGUGCCAGCCAGGCAACCGCCGACCAGGACCCGAAGUACUUGGUGCAGAGGGCGCCGGGGGCGUUACCGCCGAUGAUGUCGCUGGGACAUGAACAUCGACUCCGCCUUCUCCGACGUCUUCAUGAACUGGAACGGGCUGGAGUCGAGUGGACCCAGGAAGAGAUCGAGGCCUCCCUGACCAUGGAGCAAUUCCUCGACUACAUUGAGGAACGGGAGCAGGAAAAGGCGGACCGGCGCAGCUUCGACAACAGCUUCAAAGGCAGCUGGACCAGCCACUGGCGGUGGAACCGCCCCAGAGACACCUCCUCCUGCCGAACCAGUUGUCGGGCAACCGCAUGGCGGUACCGCCCCGGAGACACCUCCUCCUCCACCCGAGCCAGAGGUGAUCCCGGAAACGCCCGCUCCGAAGCUCGAGCCAACUCCAAAGAG